AGAGACAAGGCUAGGAGCAUCGGAUCGCCAUGCCUUUCUUGGACAUCCAGAAAAGGUUCGGCCUUAACACAGAUCGAUGGUGGACAAUCCAGAGUGCUGAACAGCCCUACAAGCUUGCUACUCGAUGCCAUGCUUUUGAAAAAGAAUGGAUAGAAUGUGCACAUGGAAUUGGUGCUAUCCAGGCAGAGAAAGAGUGCAAGAUAGAAUAUGAUCUUGUAGAGUGUUUGCUUUGGCAGAAAACGAUGAGACGUGCGGGUGCCAUCAGGAGGCAGCGGGAUAAGCUGAUAAAGGAAGGGAAGUACACCCCUCCACCUCAUCACAUUGGCAAGGAGGAGCCUCGGCCCUAAGCAGAGCAGCUGCUGAUGUCUGGAAGCUGAUUUUCCCAUUCUCUGUUCUCCACUGGAAAGGUUGUUUAUGAAAAACCUCCUUGUCAAAGUGUGUAAAAAUAAAGGAUUGCUCCAUCCUAUUCAAAAAAAAAAAAAAAAAAAAAAAAAAA
Molecule: messenger RNA, 496 nt
Organism: Chlorocebus sabaeus (green monkey)
Lineage: Eukaryota; Metazoa; Chordata; Mammalia; Primates; Cercopithecidae
Product: NADH dehydrogenase [ubiquinone] iron-sulfur protein 5-like
Biological process (GO): mitochondrial respiratory chain complex I assembly
Cellular component (GO): respiratory chain complex I
Source: RefSeq, a predicted model, not a curated record